This is a messenger RNA of Podarcis muralis (Common wall lizard), 1533 nucleotides long. Its product is annotated as protein-glutamine gamma-glutamyltransferase 5-like. The record is from RefSeq and is a predicted model, not a curated record. Lineage: Eukaryota; Metazoa; Chordata; Lepidosauria; Squamata; Lacertidae. Gene Ontology annotation, biological process: peptide cross-linking. Gene Ontology annotation, molecular function: protein-glutamine gamma-glutamyltransferase activity.
ACCUUUCUGUUUUCAGAUCUGUUGCCAUAAGAAGAAAAGCAUUCUGAAACUUCCACCCAGUAAUAACUACUUGCAGGGACACAAUCCUUUAAUGUGGAAUGGAAGUGCCCCUAUCCUCCGCCAGUGGUUUCAGAGCAAGUGCAAGCCUGUCAAAUAUGGGUACUGCGGGACUUUUGCUUCGGUCAUGUGUACAGUUAUGAGAUGUUUGGGAAUCCCAAGCAGAGUCGUCACCGGCUUCUAUUGCGCUUUGAAUGCUGUUGAUCCUCUCACCGUCCAGGAGGUUUAUGACUAUACAGGCAAAACUUUAAGUGGCAAAGAACACAUCUGGGUACAUCAUUGCUGGAGUGAAUCUUGGAUGGCCCGAAAAGACAUAAACCAAGCUAUGAGUGACUGGCAAUAUCUGGAUCCGACACCUAUAGAAACUAGUAAAGGAUCAGUGUGCAGUGGCCCUAUCUGGGUCAAAAGCAUCAGAGAUGGAGAUGUGGAUACUGAUUCUGAUGGCCCUCGUGUAUUUUGCAUGCUAAAUGCAAGGAGUACAGCCUGGGUUUCUCAAGGUAGAGGCAAGAAGACAAAACUGCACUGUGAUAUCUGGCCUUGUGGGCAAUGCAUCAGCACCAAGAGUGUUGGCGGAGAUUUGCUUGAGGAUGUCACUGAUGCUUACAAGCAUGAAUUAGGUUCUCUGCAAGAGAAAAAAGCCUUCUAUAAAGCUUGCAGAAAAAUCAGUUCUCAAUACCUCAAUGCUCCCAAUUCCGAAAUCGACAAAGAUAUAGCAUCCCAGAGAAACAAAACUUUGAAAGACACUGGGGUGACAAUGAAAUUUAAGAUGGCUAAUUGUCCCCUUUAUGGUCAAGAUGUUCAAAUAAAGUGGAUGCUUGAAAACUUGUCGAAUGAGGCUAAAGACAGGAAAUUCAACCUUUGUGCUCAGGGAAUGAUAUAUAAUGGCUGUUCACUGGAUCCAAUCUGGAAAGACUGUGUGCAUGUUACACUUGGCCCCAAAGAAGUGAAGACGAUCAAGAUAGAGAUACCCUAUGAAAGUUAUGGGUCACACCUUUGUGAUUAUAAUAUUAUGAGGGUAGCAGCUGUCUCAAUGCCAGAGCCUAAGGGAGAAAUCAUGAUGGUGGAGAGAGAUAUCCUGAUUGACAGCCUUCCCAUUGAGAUAAAGGUUUUAAACUACCCGAAAUUGAAUGCACCAUGUUCAGCUGAAGUCACCUUCUCUAAUCCCCUCAAAGAAGAUCUCAAGAACUGUGUGCUGCACUUGGAGGGUUAUGGGCUGUUUGGUGAGCCCAUCGCUACUGAACUGGGAACACUGGCCGCUAAUCACAAGGCACAAACGUGUGUUGAGUUUAUUCCAUAUAUGAAUGGCAAACACCGAUUCAUUGCCAAUGUCAGCUGCAACAAGUUCUGUAACUGCAAAGGAUAUGCCAACGUAGACAUGGGGAAUCCCCCACCAACCUCUGGAGAAGGAGGAGCAUAAGUAAUACAAGAGGGAAAACACUGAAUCUGUAAAUAAUAAAGAUAUGUUUUGUAGUUCUA